GGCCUGUCAUGCUUGUGACAGAGGAAGGGAAGUUGGUGCCCAGUGAGGCUGACGCUCCACUCUGUGCGUAGGCACUGACCGCCUGUACAGAACUGUGGGUCUCCCGCGCUCUGUGCCAGGGGGUCUCACACCUGCACUCACGUCCGCGGUCCCAGGUUACCUUGGAGCCUCCGUCGUCGUCUGGAGAAAGAUGGCCUCCAGCCUGACUUGUACCGGGGUGAUCUGGGCUUUGCUCUCGUUCCUUUGUGCUGCCGCCUCCUGCGUGGGGUUCUUUAUGCCUUACUGGCUCUGGGGGUCCCAGCUGGGCAAGCCCGUGUCCUUCGGCACGUUCCGGCGGUGCUCGUACCCCGUGCACGAUGAGAGUCGGCAGACGAUGGUCAUGGUGGAGGAAUGCGGGCGCUAUGCCUCCUUCCAGGGCAUCCCCAGCGCCGAGUGGAGGAUCUGCACCGUCGUGACCGGCCUGGGCUGUGGCCUCCUCCUCCUGGUGGCCCUCACUGCCCUCAUGGGGUGCUGUGUGUCGGAGCUCAUCUCCAGGACAGUGGGAAGAGUGGCUGGAGGAAUUCAGUUUCUGGGGGGCUUGUUGAUUGGUGCUGGCUGCGCUCUCUACCCCUUGGGCUGGGACAGCGAGGAAGUCCAGCAGACUUGUGGCUACAUUUCCGGCCAGUUUGACCUGGGUAAGUGUGAAAUCGGCUGGGCCUACUACUGCACAGGAGCGGGUGCCGCCACUGCCAUCCUGCUGUGCACGUGGCUGGCUUGCUUCUCCGGCAAGAAACAGAAGCAGUACCCAUACUGAGAUGGAGCCACCGGGAAUAAACAGAGGAGGAGAUGGACUGAAGGGGCUUGGAGGUACCGAAGCGUCCAGCUGCUUUCAAAAGGUGGAAUAGUGGUUCUAGUCCAUACGAUGCUAAUGGGAUGAAACCCAAUGGAAUCAGAAACAUUACAUUAUGUAGAAGGGACGUGCAAGAUUUGGAAAAGAGAUGAAGAGCAUGGAAUGAUAGAGGAAAAUGGACCAAAGGCUAAAAAUAUCGCAGGGGCGUUAGGUGUUUCUAUUCCACGGAGUAUUAUUAAUAUAGAAUGCAUUCACACCCGAAACAAAUCUGUAUAUGCAAACGAGGGUUUUUGUUUUGUUUUUAAGAUAAAGACUCGGAGAAUCAAAAGGGCUAGCAGAGACAGUGUUCUGUUGGGAAGCAGGGUAACCCGCAGAUGCUCCCUACAGAUCAUGGCGCUUCUGAAAGCACACGAGCACAUAGAGACGCACACGUCCUCACACCUGCCACGCUCACACAUUAAGUCGUCACGAAGACUGAGCGAGAGGCCUGGCGGUGCAUCACUCCUCAGUUUUCCUUUUAUUAUACUUUUAAAAUACAGUAUUAUCACUUUAUAGAGCAUACAUUAACCCUAAUAAACGGACCAAUAAGCCACUCUAUCAGUAUUUUGUAUACCCCGCAUAAGGUCUUUAUGCCUCAAUAUGUUUUCAUCGUUUAUGCAGACCUUAGCGUCAAGACUUUGUAUUUCAAUAUUGUUCAAAAAUAUGGUGUACUUCUCUGAGUAGCUUCUGCUAUGAUAUUCUUAUGAAGUAAAGGGGCAUAUUUCUGUCCAUUUGCCAGUCAUUAGAUCUUAUUUUCUUUUGUCUGUUAUCGGACUGUGCUGUAUCACAUUUAUUUCAAUAUUCAUUUUGUAAAAAACAAAAAGUGCUAUUUUGUUUGUAUUUGAAAGCUCUGUGAAUAAAUUCUCUUUGAUCAAUAAAUGAGUCAUAGUAUUAAUUAA
Molecule: messenger RNA, 1767 nt
Organism: Pteropus alecto (black flying fox)
Lineage: Eukaryota; Metazoa; Chordata; Mammalia; Chiroptera; Pteropodidae
Gene: LHFPL6
Product: LHFPL tetraspan subfamily member 6
Exons: 3
Coding region: 191-793 (200 amino acids)
Cellular component (GO): membrane
Source: RefSeq, a predicted model, not a curated record